AUGAGCGGCGGUGUAGAUUCGUCUGUCGCUGCCCUACUACUGCAACGGCAGGGUUUUGACGUGGUCGGCGUUACCAUGAAGCUCUACAGCCUUGACCAGGCAGAUCUGCCCGACUAUUACCGAGGCUGCUGCACCGUGGAUGAUGUGGAGGACGCCCGCAUUGUCUGCCAUCGGUUGGGUAUACCCCACUACGUGCUGAAUCAGGGGCGCACGCCGCACCCUUGCAUUGCCUGCAACGACAAGAUUAAGUUCAACUUCCUGGCCACCCGCGCUUCGAUACUUGACGCCAAGUACGUGGCUACCGGCCACUACGCCCGAAUAGAGAACGGGUCCGAAGGGUUUGCCCUGAAGAAGGGACUGGAUGCUGCCAAGGACCAGUCCUACGUGCUUUUCGGCAUGGGACAGGAGGAAUUGGGCCGCACCCUGUUGCCCGUGGGCGGCUACUCCAAGGAAGACAUCCGGCAGCUGGCCCUGGAGGCCGAUUUCCCCAACGCCGAGAAGCCGGACAGCCAGGAUAUCUGCUUUAUCCCCUUCGGCGAUUACAAGGCUUUCCUGGAAGAGCGAAUAACCACUUCCUCCGGUGAAAUUGUUGACCAGGAUGGCGAGGUACUGGGGCAGCAUAAAGGCAUCGAGUUUUUCACCGUAGGCCAGCGACGGGGACUGGGACUGACGAGUACUGAGCCACUCUUCGUGCUUAGGGUUGACUCUCAGGCCAACCGGGUUGUCGUGGGGCCAGAGUCCGCGCUGUACCAGGGUCAGUUAAGCGUUUCCCGCGUCAAUUACGUUGCAGGUCAAGCUCCCGCUGGGCCGACACCAGUCAAGGUGAAGAUACGCUACAAAUUCGAAAGAGGCUCCGGCGAUACUGCACCCUCAGCCGGAAGGGGCCUCCGUGGUUUUUGA
Geodia barretti is the source of this 900-nucleotide messenger RNA. The record is from the annotation of a GenBank genome assembly. NCBI's taxonomy places the organism in Eukaryota, Metazoa, Porifera, Demospongiae, Tetractinellida, Geodiidae.